GAGCCUCACUUCCGGUCCUCCCCCUACAGAGAGAGUGAUGGCUGCCCAAUUGCGCCUGCGAGGGACCCUGGCCCUGGUGACAGGGGGCGGCAGUGGCAUUGGCCGCGCCAUCUGCGCCCGCUUUGCCCGCGAAGGGGCUCAGGUGGCCAUUGCGGACUGCGAUGAGGCUGGUGCAGCCCAGACGCUUCGGGGGCUCCAGGCAGGGGACCACCAGGUGCUGUGUGUCGACGUGGGGUGCUCCAAGAGCGUGGCCGACCUCGUGGCCCAGAUCCAGGCACGCUUCUCCCGCCCGGCCAAUGUCUGCGUCAACUGCGCCGGCAUCACCAUGGACGAGUUCCUGCUGAAGCAGACGGAGGAGGCCUUUGACGCAGUCCUCAGGGUCAACCUCAAGGGGACCUUUCUGGUGACGCAGGCCGUGGCGAAGGCGCUGGUGGCAAGCGGGGCUUCGGGGGGCUCCAUCAUCAACCUGGGGAGCAUCGUGGGCAAGGUGGGGAAUCUGGGGCAGGUGAACUAUGCAGCCUCCAAGGCUGGGGUAGAAGCUCUCUCCAAGACAGUAGCCAAGGAGCUGGCCAGGUACGGGAUCCGCUGCAACACGGUUCUGCCAGGGUUCGUCCACUCCCCCAUGACGGACAAGGUCCCCCAAAAAGUGCUGGACAAGUUUGCCUCAAUGGUGCCGCUGGGACGCCUCGGGGAGCCUGAAGGUCAGAAGUUGCUGAGGUUUGUGCUUUCCUGGCCUCUGACGACAGCCGCUACAUCACCGGUGCCAGCCUGGAGGUGACUGGGGGUCUUUUCAUCUGAUGCCUUUUCCUGCCUCCGGAGACAGCCCCCCCUCCAACCACAAGGAAACCGCACUCCCUGAUUGCCCCCCCCCACGCUUUCGAAGGAAGGACUUGGGGGCGGGUUCCUCCUCCUGGAGAGACUGCAGAAGCUCCCAGCUAACAUCUUUGACUGCAAGAUUUGUGGAGGGGGCUUAGAGGCAGGGGGACCUCCCCCCCCCCAGAAUAGGGGGUCUUUUGCACAAGGAGCGAGGACGGAGACCCCCGACUUCCACUCCGGAGGGAGGCAGCGCUCAGAUUCGACUCCGAGGAUUUCUGUGCCUUGUUUUGGGAUAUAUCGCUCAGUUAAAUUAACGGCUUCUACAAAUGCGCAGGCGAUCUAAGUGCCUCUCGGAGAAAUGCUUUAAUGCUGUGAGCCGGAGAAAUGCUUUAAUGCUGUGAGCCGCUUUGAGAUAAGGCGAAACGAAAUAGGAACAAAUAAGGGAAAUCUAAGGAAAAUGCAGAAAUUGUUGCUUGAGGACUGCGGGAAGAGACACUUUUCCACCCCGAACAAACACCAGCACGGUUACAUAGCCUCAACUAUAUGUGAAUGGGAGCAAGAUAUAUUUUACAAUCGACUCUCUCCCAUGUAUUCUGCCAUGUUGUCCGUCCCCCACCAGGAAAUAUCCCUGAGGGUGACUCUUCCUGCAGCGGAUAUGAUCUUACAUUUACGAAAACGUCUUCCAUAAUAUGAUGGUCUGAUUCUGUGAUAAUAAAUGCAUUGAGUGUGCUCAGUUUUCUUAUUCAUUUAUUGUGUUUAU
Molecule: messenger RNA, 1576 nt
Organism: Zootoca vivipara (common lizard)
Lineage: Eukaryota; Metazoa; Chordata; Lepidosauria; Squamata; Lacertidae
Gene: HSD17B8
Product: hydroxysteroid 17-beta dehydrogenase 8
Biological process (GO): fatty acid biosynthetic process
Molecular function (GO): quinone binding; oxidoreductase activity, acting on the CH-OH group of donors, NAD or NADP as acceptor
Source: RefSeq, a predicted model, not a curated record